CAAUUUUUUUGAUCCUAGUUAGUCUAUGAUUAGACAAUAUUUAUCAAAUAGAAAUAAAAGUGCUACAGUGUUUAUUUUGUAAAUUUUUUAAACUAAACAAGACCUCAGGAAGGAAGCCUGAUGUGGAUUCAAGCCAGUGCAAAGACGCUAGUGCCACUAUAUUGCGGUUGGAGCAGAGCAAUGAUUCACCUUCACCCUGAGCGCUUUGCCGUGCUUGUUUCUUUCACCUGAUUGCUCAGCGGGUCGAUCGAGUGGUAGGUUCUCAGUCAGCAUCAGCGGCCAUCGGAGUCAACGACUGGUAGGACAUCCGAGGGCGCCACCAGCUCAAGCCUCUCAAGCUCCCCACAUAGCAAACCGGAGACGACGUUUACACUAUCCAGGCCGGCCGGCCGGCGCCGAUCGAGAUGAGCAUGAGCUGGUGGUGGAGGGGAGCCAUCGGCGCCACCCGGAGGCGCCAGGACGAGCACGCGACGGCGACGACGGAGCGACGUCCGUUCCAGAGCGUGGCCCUCGUCGUCGGCUGCACCGGCAUAGUGGGCGCCUCCCUCGUCGACAUCCUCCCGCUCCCGGACACCCCCGGCGGGCCAUGGAAGGUCUACGCGCUCUCCCGCCGCCCACUCCCUCCGUGGUGGCAGUACCGGCACCCGCCGUCCUCCUCCUCCUCCGUCGUCACCCACCUACAGGUCGACCUCACCGACUCCGCCGCCGUCGCCAAGACCCUCACGCCGCUCACCGACAUCACCCACGUCUUCUACGCCGCGUUGUCGGCGCCCAGCACGGUCGACGAAGCCAAGAACCGGGAGGCCAACUCCGCCAUGCUCCGCAGUGUCCUCGCCGCCGUGGUCCCCAACUGCCCCAGGCUCCGCCAUGUCUGCCUGCAGACCGGGACCAAGCACUACAUGGGCCCGCCGGCGUCGUUCGGGCGGCGGACCACCGCCCACGACCCGCCGUACACCGAGGACAUGCCGCGCCUCGACUGGCCCAACUUCUACUACGACCAAGAGGACGUCCUCCUCGACGCGGUCGCCGCCGGCGCCGGGGCCGUGACCUGGUCCGUGCACCGCCCCAGCCUCGUCUUCGGCUUCUCCCCGCGGAGCGCCAUGAACGUGGUGUGCAGCCUCUGCGUGUACGCCGCCAUCUGCCGCAAGGACGGCGUCCCGCUGCAGUGGCCGGGGUCCCUCGGCGCAUGGGAGGGGUUCAGCAACGCCUCCGACGCCGACCUCGUCGCCGAGCAGCAGGUAUGGGCGGCCGUCGUCGACCACCCCAUGGGCAUGGCCAAGAACGAGGCCUUCAACUGCAGCAACGGGGAUGUCUUCAGGUGGAGGCAGCUGUGGCCGAUCCUCGCCGGGCGUUUCGGGGUGGAGUGGGCUGGGUAUCGAGGGGAGGAGAACCGGGUCAAGCUCGUGGACGCCAUGGCCGGGAAGGAGCCCGUGUGGGCGGAGAUCGUCGAGGAGAGCCAGCUCGUGCCGACGCAGCUGCAUGAGGUCGCCAACUGGUGGUUCGUCGACGCCUUGUUCUGUGCCAAGUGGGAGUUUCUUGACAGCAUGAACAAGAGCAAGGAGCACGGAUUCCUCGGCUUCAGGAACACCGCUAAAUCCUUCGAUAAUUGGAUCGACAAGAUGAAGGCUUGCAAAAUUGUUCCUUGACGACGUUUCUAACUCUGUCACGUUGAACACGCCCACACUUGAUGUAAAUUAUAUAUCAUAGUCCAUAAACAUGUGUGCUCAUGCCUCAUGAGUCAUGAAGGGGCUAAAAUCUUAUAUAAUAAUAAAAGACUUAAUAAGUAUUAUUAAAAAAAUCAGUGUGCAGUACCUGCAGGCUGCAGCCAAAGAAAAUAUUUUUUUGAGAUUACUGUUGCGUGAAAAAUAUUAUAUAUCAGGCAUCUGAAAUAUAGCAAACCCCUCA
Sorghum bicolor (sorghum) is the source of this 1905-nucleotide messenger RNA. Its product is annotated as 3-oxo-Delta(4,5)-steroid 5-beta-reductase. NCBI's taxonomy places the organism in Eukaryota, Viridiplantae, Streptophyta, Magnoliopsida, Poales, Poaceae. The coding region runs from base 405 to 1646 and encodes 413 amino acids. The record is from RefSeq and is a predicted model, not a curated record. The transcript has a single exon.